Messenger RNA from Lasiodiplodia theobromae, 537 nucleotides. Its product is annotated as Peptidase ma family protein. The record is from RefSeq and is a predicted model, not a curated record. The transcript has 2 exons. Bases 1 to 537 code for a protein of 178 amino acids. Lineage: Eukaryota; Fungi; Ascomycota; Dothideomycetes; Botryosphaeriales; Botryosphaeriaceae.
AUGCACAGCUCAAUCUCCACCGCCCUCCUCUGCCUCGGCGCCGCCGCCACGCUCACGGCGGCUGUCCCCACCUCUAUUGCCGCCGAUGGUAAAACCUUCAGCGUCUGGGCCGAUUACUCUCGUUGCGACGGCGCCUCGGCCCUCAGCCUCCAGAUCCUCGACUUCUCCCUCACGUCGGGCACGCCGGACCCGGUCGCCGUGCGCCAGCCCACGGGCGAGGACCUUGUGCAGCUGACGGCCCCUUUCCACGGCUCCUUCACCCUGCUCGAGCCCGAGCGCAUGGGCCCGUACCGCCAGCAGUCGGUCACGGUCGAGCUCUUCGACCCCCCCACCGGCGACAGCGUCUACGGCAACGCCACGUUCGUGCCCGGCGCCAAGGUGCGCAGCUGGGACCUCGUCAAGUGGGGCAGUGAGGAGCAGGGCCUGUGGCCGGAUGAGGGCGAGGUGGAUUCGUCGAGCGCGCUUCAGGGGAAGGCCGGGAGCGUGGUGACGAAGGUUAAGGGAGAUAGCCUGUUCCUUCAGUGGUGCACGAGGUGA